Messenger RNA from Mycosarcoma maydis (corn smut), 2313 nucleotides. RefSeq names its product hydroxymethylbilane synthase. The transcript has a single exon. The record is from RefSeq and is a predicted model, not a curated record. Bases 1 to 2313 code for a protein of 770 amino acids. Gene Ontology annotation, cellular component: cytoplasm. Gene Ontology annotation, molecular function: hydroxymethylbilane synthase activity. NCBI's taxonomy places the organism in Eukaryota, Fungi, Basidiomycota, Ustilaginomycetes, Ustilaginales. Gene Ontology annotation, biological process: heme biosynthetic process.
AUGUCACCCGUACAGGAUUUUACCGACGCCACUGUGCCGCUGCAGCACAAGGCGGAACAAGGGCAGAAAGCGCCACCGUCAUGGAGCGAUGGCUCAUCUUGUCCGGUGCCCCACGCCAAGUCACAACCUCUUCCUCCUGGUCAUCCACCUGUCCCUGACGCGCCCGCAUCUACCUUGUUUCCACCGACCGGCUCACGUUGCAUCUUUUAUCGAUCACCCGAGGAUCUCGCGCAGACACCGCCACUCUCUCGCUCCACAUCCUCGUCGAUGCUCUCUUCUACAGCUACGCUUCCAUCGCUUCAUGAGCUUGCCGUCACCCACAAUGCUUCGGCACACGAGUUCAACAAAUUGCAGAUCCUCGAUCAGCAAAGGAAAGAGGCCAACAUCAACCCACUUCCUGUCGACCGCGAAGGCCAGCUCGGCCUUGACCCCAGCUGCACCCUUGUUCUUGCAAGUCGCAACAGCCAGCUUGCGCUUGUCCAGAGCUCGCACGUCAGCGCAAUGCUGGAAGCACGUUUCGGAAGGUCAUCACCGCUUUUCAGGUCUCAAGCCGAACAGGCAACGGGCGCGCUUGAAUCUACCAGCAGUGGCCAGAGCGAUACCUCUUCUUCCUCAUCGCCACGAGCGUCCACCUCGUCGAGCCGCCUUCAAGAGGUCGACGGCAAGCACUCGCAAGACGAUGUAGAUUUUCUUUGCAAGUUACUCCACGGUUUCCAGACGACAUCUGAAGCACCGCUGCGCCCUCAUGCUUUCCCCAUCACCUCCAUGUCGACGGCUGGUGACCAAAACUUGCGAUCGCCACUGUACGUGAUUGGUGGAGAGGGAAAAGCAAUUUGGACUAAGGAACUCGAGGUGGCGCUCGAACAGGGCGCUGUCGAUGCCAUUGUGCACUGCCUCAAAGAUGUGCCCACCGCCUUGCCCCAGGGGUUGGAGCUCGCCGCUGUGCUCGAACGCGAAGAUCCACGCGACGCUCUCGUCGUCAAGGCUGGUCUGCCGUACAAGGUCCUUGACGAGCUGCCUGUCGGUUCGGUCAUCGGCACCUCUUCCGUGCGCCGAGUGGCCCAACUGCGACGUAGAUACCCACACCUGGUCUUCAGUGAUGUCCGUGGCAAUAUCAACACGCGCCUCGCCAAGUUGGAUGCACCCAAUGGCCCCUACACAGCUCUGAUCCUCGCUGCCGCUGGUCUGGUUCGACUCAACAUGCAUGCGCGCAUUACAGCAUUUCUCAGCUCGCCAGUGUUGCUGCACUCGGUUGGACAAGGCUCUUUGGCGAUUGAGGUGCGUACACCUCCCGAGGGUGCGGAUCCCACCACCAACAGGGAUGCACGUAUCCGUGAGCUCAUUCGCUCUAUUGGUGAUUGGCGUGCUACUUUCCGUGCUGAAGCCGAACGCUCUUUGCUCAAAGAACUCGAGGGUGGCUGCUCGAUUCCAGUUGGUGUCGAGACCCGCUUCGAUGACCAUGAUCAGGUCGAGGGUCAACGCAGCGAGGCGAUCGCGCUCGUCGACGAUUUCGUGACUCAGGGCAAUGCUGGUGCCAAAGCCGAGUUGCCGAACGGAGGUAUGCCGUUAAUCAGGGAAGGCCAUACCAUCCCGGCUUGCCAACUCUCAGAUGCUACUGAGGCAUCUUCGUCGACCCCUCAGCGUCCGCCACUCGAGUCUCUCACCACGGGCGUCGAGGAGAUGGAAGCUGCCAAAGCACAGUCCAAACGUACCGCGCCUUCAACAAAUGCACAGACUAUUGCCGAAAGGAUUGUUUCCACUUCGUACAGCAUCGUCGACCGCUCAACGCCUGCACCAGAAGGACGCACUUUACACCUUGAUGCCAUUGUCGUUUCGCUCGACGGCAGCCAAGAGUCGCGCUACUCUGCAUCCAAACAUUGCACUACUGUCAAAGAUGCACGCGAGCUCGGCAUUCACGUCGCUCAUGAGCUUGCCCACAAGAAGGGAGCACGCGCUAUCCUUGAAGAGGUCGAACGACAUCGCAAGAUGGCCGAAGAAGCAGACCGACGCCGUCGCGAGGAUGCUAGGAAGCGCAAAGCGAUGGGCUUGCCCGGUGGCGAAAUCAACACGAUUGCUGUCACCAACGGUGUUGCCUCGGUUGCCGAGCAUGGCGAUCUCAAUGCACUCAAAAAGUCCAGGGACGGUUGGAUGCGUGGACAGGCCGAGAUCAGCCUCAGCACGGAAUUGGAAAAGUUGAGGCAUGUGUAUGCCACCGGUACAGGUGGUCCCGCCGAUGCAGCGUGUGAUCCUUUGGAGAUGGAUCGCAGAGGUGUUCCACGUGAUGAUGGUCAGCCCAAGGCGUGGGAAGUUUAG